CGAAUAAAGUAAAUAAAAAUUAUAGCGAUGUAAUCAUUUCGUCUUUCACUUCGAUUAAUCUACGAGAAAUCGUUUUGAUCAGGUAUGGGUAUGGUGUGCUGACUACCUUAUAAAUAGUGCAAGGACAAGCCAUAAUCGUUGAGAUGACAACCCAUUUGAUGUGAACUGAGUGAGUGUAAUGCAAUAAAACAUCGACAAAUUUUCUAAUCAGUUUCACAUGAUUCAACCACAUCAAACUGAACAUCAUGAUAACCAGAAACUUUCUUACAAAUCGUUUCAAUCAAAUGAUUAUCAAGUUUCAAAGUCAAUAGAAAGUAGUAAUAAUGAGCAGGUGACGUAUGUAAGUAUUGAUCAAACGAGCAAAAAGUCGUCUGGAAGAUCAUGGGCAAGAAGUAAACGCAUUUCACUUGGAUGUUUUGAAUGGCAUUCACGCGGACCAUUUCGUCAAACUGACAUAGGAUCGUCUAAUCAUUUAAAUUCUAUCAAUCCUACCGGUUCACAUCAUUGCACUGUACACAAUGAAGAAGAUUUCACAUACACAUAUCAAGAACCAUCGAAAGGAAGGCUUAAAUCUGGUGCUGAUAGUCUGUUACAACGUCUACGUAAACGUUCUUUUUCGAGGGAUAAGCAUAAACGUGAUAAUAAAACACAAUAUUGUCGAUCUUCUUCAGCUCCUCGAUCUGUAUACUCAUACCAAAGCUCUGCAGAAUUUGAAAUCAACCAUAUUGAUAAGUAUUCAUUAACACAGAUUAAUAAAUAUAAUUUGUUCGUUCCAAAUUUGAUUCCACAAAUUUCUUUAUCAAGAAGUGUUCCUGAAUUACAAGACCGUAGUUAUGUUCCAUCAGGUUAUUUGGACAAUGGUAUGUCAUAUCAAUGUAAUGUAAUUCCAUCCGAAUUGUAUCCCGAAUCAUCAUCCUAUUUAACAUCAUGUUCUUCAAUGAAAUCAUCUUUUCCUAUUAACAAUGAUAAGAUAAAUGCUAUUGCUACUACUACUGGUAAUAUUAACAAUAAUCUAAUGGAAUUAUCGAACAUUGACAAUUCAUCAUAUACUCUUCCAAUAAAAGAUAAAACUCCAAUUAAUCAUGAAUUAUAUCUUCAAUCAAAUUAUCAAGCAUCUGUCAAUGCUAAUAUAUUACAUGGUAAUUUUGCUAAUUCGUGUACAACAUCGUCAACACCUGCCAUUAUGACAGAUUCAUCUUGUUUGGAGUCUAACUCUGAAUGUGUGGAUAUUCCAAAUGCAAUGAAAUAUUCCGACUCAUUUGUGUUAUUGGACAAGAGACAGCAGUAUCAACCUUUGUAUAAUCCUUUCACCUCUCCUAUAUAUUCAGAAGUUUGUUCCAAAUGCUGUUUUACAUAUAAUAAUAAUAAUGAUAGUAAUAAUAAUAAUCAGAGUACUGUGACUUCCAAUAGUCCAAGUCUACUCGUCAAUUCCUUUAGUUGUUCUUGUGAAAUGAAGCAUUCACCAGGACGCAAAUCUAAUAACUCUCUUAAUGAACAGAUUUCUUAUCCAAAUAUGGUUCAAGUCAAUGGAAACUUUACCACUGGUAAUAAUAAUAAUCAGUUAAUUACUUUGGACGCACCACCAACACCAAGUCAUCCAAAUGUUCCAAUUGAUCAUAUAUCGAAUAAUAGUAAUAUUGUUGAUCUUGGCCAAACACAAAAUAAUUCAUCUUGUAAUUCACUUCGACCAGAUUCUCUUCUUUCCACGUCAACAACUAUAACAACAACAACAAGGGAAUCAUCUUGUUCUGACUUAUCACCGAAUUCCGUGUCUUCACAUGAUUCAGCUCUAGGUGGAGGCAAGUUCCAAUCUGACUCUGGACCUCUAAAAACUGUUUGUCCGAAUACAAUGUAAUUGUUCUUUUCGAUUUUUG
This is a messenger RNA of Schistosoma curassoni, 1874 nucleotides long. Lineage: Eukaryota; Metazoa; Platyhelminthes; Trematoda; Strigeidida; Schistosomatidae. The record is from the annotation of a GenBank genome assembly.